AUGACAUUUGCCGACAAGAAGGACCGCCGCGCCACCUUCCUGUUAAAAGGGCAUCAGCUCAAAACAUUGGGCAAGAUUGUGCGUGGGGUCCUCACAAAGGGCCUCAAGCCCCCUGCACUGCAGCCCACAGAGAUUGGACCCAAGGGCUUUGUGCCAAAGCCUCCAUGUGGCCCCAGACCGAGCUACAAGGCAAAAGCAGGUAGGGAGUUGAGGGGAACAGCUGAGGCAACCAAGGUUAGAGGGCAGAGGACUGCUGGAGUCUGCUCAGCGCUACCCCCUCUGUCAGCCAACUCUAGUUACAACGUUCUUCCACCUAUCAAACGCACAGUAACAGUCACAACACUAAAGACUACCGAGCCACCAGGCCGCCAGCUGACACCUGAGGGUGGGGAAAGGGGCUAUUCCUCUUCAUCCCAGGGUAACCCAGUGAGCCUAGAGAAGAAUGAUGUCACCUCUCUCAUGGCUAUGUCACGUCCAUUGUCCGGAGAGGACAUAAUUCCAGUAGCUGAAUCCCUGAUGUUACACCCUCAGCAGAGGUUGGUUAAAAAAGUGCUUAGAAAAAGGGACCACCAGGAGGCAGUAGGGGCCAUCUGUCAGGUCUUGAUUACCAGGGUGCAAGACAUCCUCCAUGAGACCUGCUAUAACCCUAAAAAUGCCAGGGACAUCAUCCAGAAAGGAUUGGAUUCUGGGGCUAGGGCCAAGGUUCCGGAGGUCACCAAUGAGGAGGGCUGUGUAGGGAGUCCCACUCUGGUGGUGGACCAACCAUCAUGUCAGUUGGAGAGGAUCUUCAGCCACUCCCUACUAGCUGGGCCCUCCACCUCAGCCAAGGCAGCAUUGGGAGCCCCUGCAUAUAAGGUGGAGGAGACUGAGACCCGUUUGAACACCCAGGCACUCCAGCGCACUCCCUCCCCAGACCCUGGACUCAGUGAACUGAAACUUUCAGUUGUGGUUCCAGAUGUGGUGUGUGAGAGGGAGCUGCCCACAAAGAACAACCCCUUGCAGGGCUUUGUGCCAAAGCCUCCAUGUGGCCCCAGACCGAGCUGCAAGGCAAAAGCAGGGAGGGAGUUGAGGGGAACAGCUGAGGCAACCAAGGUUAGAGGGCAGAGGACUGCUGGAGUCUGCUCAGCGCUACCCCCUCUGUCAGCCAACUCUAGUUACAACGUUCUUCCACCUAUCAAACGCACAGUAACAGUCACAACACUAAAGACUACCGAGCCACCAGGCCGCCAGCUGACAUCUGAGGGUGGGGAAAGGGGCUAUUCCUCUUCAUCCCAGGGUAGCCCAGUGAGCCUAGAGAAGAAUCAUGUCAACUCUCUCAUGGCUAUGUCACGUCCAUUGUCCGGAGAGGACAUAAUUUCAGUAGCUGAAUACCUGAUGUUACACCCGUGAGUCCUGCUCUUGCUAUGAACCAUUUAUUGUCCAAUAGAAGAAAUCGGAUCCUUGUGUUUUUGUGAGGA
This is a messenger RNA of Oncorhynchus kisutch (coho salmon), 1457 nucleotides long. RefSeq lists its product as uncharacterized. The record is from RefSeq and is a predicted model, not a curated record. NCBI's taxonomy places the organism in Eukaryota, Metazoa, Chordata, Actinopteri, Salmoniformes, Salmonidae. The transcript has 12 exons. The coding region runs from base 1 to 1389 and encodes 462 amino acids.